AAUAGUUUUUCACAUUUUAGAAUGGGGUACCUCAAGACUGUCCAUAAUUUUAAAGGGUACCUCGAGACUGUCCAUAAAUUUAGAGGGUGCCUUGGGACUGUCCAUAAUUUUAGAGGGUGCCCCGGGACUGUCCAUAAUUUUAGAGGGUGCCUCUGGACUGUCCAUAAUUUUAGAGGGUGCCUCUGGACUACUGUCCAUAAUUUUAAAGGGUGCCUCAGGACUGUCCAUAAUUUUAAAGGGUGCCUCGGGACUGUCCAUAAUUUUAGAGGGUGCCUCUGGAUUGUCCAU
Messenger RNA from Staurois parvus, 288 nucleotides. NCBI's taxonomy places the organism in Eukaryota, Metazoa, Chordata, Amphibia, Anura, Ranidae. The record is from the annotation of a GenBank genome assembly.